Molecule: messenger RNA, 602 nt
Organism: Mercurialis annua (annual mercury)
Lineage: Eukaryota; Viridiplantae; Streptophyta; Magnoliopsida; Malpighiales; Euphorbiaceae
Product: 60S ribosomal protein L37-1
Exons: 4
Coding region: 106-396 (96 amino acids)
Biological process (GO): translation
Cellular component (GO): ribosome; cytosolic large ribosomal subunit
Molecular function (GO): RNA binding; structural constituent of ribosome
Source: RefSeq, a predicted model, not a curated record
AAAUACCCUAAUCUCACGUGGGCGACAUUUUUCUUUUCUCUGCUUGUAACAGCAAAUCUGAAAGCGUAAUCUGCUGCAGCCAGAGAAGAAGAAGAAGAAGAAGAAAUGGGAAAAGGAACGGGAAGUUUCGGUAAGAGAAGGAACAAGACGCACACACUUUGUGUUCGAUGCGGUCGCCGUAGCUUUCAUCUCCAGAAAAGCCGUUGCAGUGCUUGUGCUUACCCCGCCGCUCGUCUUAGAAAAUAUAACUGGAGCGUGAAGGCUAUCCGUAGAAAGACCACUGGUUCUGGUAGGAUGAAGUACCUCCGCAAUGUCCCACGCAGGUUCAAGACCAACUUCAGAGAAGGUACUCAAGCAACUCCAAGGAACAAGGGAGCUGCUGCAGCCACCUCGUAAGCAUCAAAAAGGAUGGAAUUUUGUUUUGUUUACAUUUGCAACCUAGAAGUUUUGGAUCAUUAUUAUCGACUUUUUGUUAUGAAUUUGGCUAUUUAUUGGCUUCUCUUGGCUUCUCUUGGCUUGUUCAAAUCACUUCGUAUAUUACUGUUCUGUUUUUGGCAAUACCAAAUGAGGUCUGCUUAAUUAGUCAUGGAGCCAUAUUUUUA